UAUGAUUUUCACUUUCCACUUUUCACUUUUGCUUUUUCAAUAAUUUCACUUAUCUUCUGUUACUUCCAGGAUUAGGAUCAAGUCUUCAAGCAGACUCAAUAGUAUUAUCAGUUGAUGCCGGACAACAAGAAGAUGCUAUGCUUGCGCUUUGACGAUAACAACUUGGAAUUCGGUUAUUUACUAGGCCUUUCUAUAUGGCUGCCCGCUAUUGUUCUUGUUUAUUGUGUGCUGAAAUUUCUUCUUCAGUUGCUAACUCAUCAUCCUCAAAAUAUAUCCCAGCCCACAGAAGGAGAAACAAAAAUAGCAAAGAACAAAAAAUCAGAUACUGCUCAAGCAGAAGAUCUGUUGGAUGAAGCAAAAAAAUACUCAAGUGUCGAGGAUAGAAAAGCCGAGCAAGCUGUUGUGUGCAGAUUUAGAAAGAGGCAGGAAAAGAUACAAAGAGAAAUAACAAGAGAAGAGGAAUCAGAAUCUCGGGUUUUAGCUUCUAGUUGUGUGUCAAAAGUGCCUCCUCGUCUUCGUGAUGGUGAUCUAGUGCAUUUCAGCCAUAGGCAUCCUUUGCUAAGAUUCCACUUCCGAGGAACAGAAGUUCUAAGAUGCAACAUGUGUACUAUUAUAAUAUCUGGGGUCGCUUAUGGUUGCGAUUAUUGUCAUUACUUUCUCCACGAGGUAUGCUCUAAUAUUCCUAGAAGAAUUCGGCAUGAUUUUCACCCUAUGCACUCACUCACCCUUCUUCCUAUUCCCUCAAUCGCUCAUUGGCAUUCCAAAUUUGAAAACAAAUUCCGUUGUGUGGCAUGUGGAUAUGACGACUCUUAUCGUCACCACUCACUGUUUUCUUUUUACUAUCAUUGCGACUUGUGUAAAUUUGACCUUCAUCUUGAAUGUGCUUCUGUGCAAACGACGUUGAUCCACAAGGUAAAAUAUCCACUUGAUCUCUUCACUUACUUUCCACUGGAAAGUGAAGGUGCAACCUUGUUAUGUGGGAUUUGUAGCCAAGUUAUGAAUAGGCAAUCCUCUUGGCUUUUCUACAAUCGUGAGUUUGAUUACAUCUGCCAUUUUGAGUGUGCUGCUGAAGAAGAGCUUGGAGUUAUAGGGGAUGAUAUUUUCCUAUCUGAAGUCCAAAAAUCGUUGGUCAUCCAAAAAUGUUGUCCUGGCCAGCAACCAAAACUCGAACAGCUAGGAGAAGUUACACACUUCAGCCACCGGCAUCCACUGAAAGCAAUCAAACACACGAAUGAGGCAUCGAUCAUGAGUACUUGUUGCAUAUGUUCAAACAAGGCUUCGUCCGGUUACACUUGCCAGCUAUGCAAUUACUUCAUCGACGAGAAUUGUUUCCCUCUUCCGCGAAAGAUACAGCACCAUUUUCACCCGAAUCACCCCCUCAUACUCACAAGCUAUGCCAAUCAUCCAAAGUUUAAAUGCCCAGCUUGCACUCAAGAAGGUGGUGCAGCAUACCAUUGCUCUGCUUGUAAAUUCGAUCUCCAUCGUAGCUGUGCUGGUGCUCCCAUGACAUUAACCCUUGGAGAGAACAAGAAAGUUCCUUAUAAACUCCUCCAUUCGUACCCAUACGAGAGUGAGAUGGCAGAUAUCAAAUGCAGUGAUUGUUCCACUGCGUUAAACUCAAAGCAGAGCUUCUUGUACUACAAUUUCGACCUCGAUGAAGUGCUUCAUGUCCAAUGUGCACUUGAUAGAGAAGCUAGUAAUUCUUAUGGUACUAAGUUUCUUUUAGUUAGUAAAAGACUGAAUAGUAUUAGAAUUGAGGAAGACCACUCUUAGUAGCAUGUCCUGUAACUGCAAAGUUUUUGGUAUCUUGUAUGGCAGUAAAACACCUAGUAAUCAACUUAUUGCCUAGUUUAUGGUUGUUAUUUCCUUUUCCAAAAGAAGAAUGAUUUGUAAGAACAUCUGUUGAUUUUGUUAUAUUUUGAGGUUUUGUGCAAUAUUCACCAGGGUUGCUUCCA
Molecule: messenger RNA, 1955 nt
Organism: Lycium barbarum (goji berry)
Lineage: Eukaryota; Viridiplantae; Streptophyta; Magnoliopsida; Solanales; Solanaceae
Exons: 1
Coding region: 115-1773 (552 amino acids)
Source: RefSeq, a predicted model, not a curated record